AUGGAAGAAGCAAGAGUGGAUGGACACUUGGGGACUUACGGAGGCGCCUCCGAUGGGCGCGGGGCGUGCCAAGCCAGAUGUGUGGCUUGCAGAGAGCCGAUUGGCGAAUCCUCGGCCGUCUGGGCAAGAAUUCGCAGAAGCAGUUCCGAACGUCUUCCCGUCUUGGCAGAUGCUUACCAACCUUGGCAUCGAGACGAUCUGUCUCCUCUUUUGACCUCUGCCAAGUCAGACACGUGGGCAAGGUCGCAGGGAGGCAGUCCUACCGGGCACUUGCCUCAUGGCCAUGUCUUCCGCCGGAAGCAAAGGCAGAGUCUCGCAUUAGUCUGCCCAUUGUUGCUCAUCGACAAUCUCCCGGCAAGCCCAUGUCCACGAGGGGGGGUGCUGGUUGCGCUCUGA
Messenger RNA from Podospora pseudocomata, 396 nucleotides. RefSeq lists its product as uncharacterized. Lineage: Eukaryota; Fungi; Ascomycota; Sordariomycetes; Sordariales; Podosporaceae. The record is from RefSeq and is a predicted model, not a curated record. The transcript is spliced from 2 exons. Bases 1 to 396 code for a protein of 131 amino acids.